This is a messenger RNA of Acomys russatus (golden spiny mouse), 853 nucleotides long. RefSeq names its product lethal(3)malignant brain tumor-like protein 4. Gene Ontology annotation, molecular function: protein binding. The transcript has 5 exons. The record is from RefSeq and is a predicted model, not a curated record. The coding region runs from base 1 to 654 and encodes 217 amino acids. NCBI's taxonomy places the organism in Eukaryota, Metazoa, Chordata, Mammalia, Rodentia, Muridae.
AUGACCAGCCUGAGGAACCCAGAAGGCAGUAAGGCUGAGAGUCACAUUUACACAGAUUCAGCUACAGUGAAGCAACUUGGGAUGAGGUAUGCCUGGCAGCUGCUAUCUCAAGGCACUGCCCCCAGCAGACAGCAGUGUCUGAGUCCUACACAGGCAAGGGCUGAGGAACGGAACACAGGCGUGUAUGGGGAACGGAACACAGGCGUGUAUGGGGAACGGAACAUAGGCGUGUAUGAGGAACAGAACACAGAACAAGUAGUAGCUGUGCCAGUGCAGGAGGUGCCUCGCCAGCCAAUCUCCACGGCGUCCACGUCUGCCCACCCGUUCCGAGACCUCCCCCUAGGCAGGGAACAGCAUUACAAGCUGCUUCCAGGGGUGGCUGACAUCCAAGCCGGCCAAGUGGCCCAAUGGACAGCGGAUGAGGUGGCCGGGUUUGUACAGUCUCUUCUGGGCUGUGAAGAACAUGCCAAGAGCUUCCAGAAGGAGCAGAUCGAUGGCAAAGCCUUCCUGCUCCUCACCCAGACAGACAUCGUGAAAGUGAUGAGGAUCAAGCUGGGCCCAGCACUGAAGAUUUACAACUCCAUCCUGAUGUUCAGGAGCUCCCAGGAUGUCACUGAGGAUGAUGUUGCCUCAGGCAGAGAAGCCAGGAGAUAACCAUGCUCCUGGACACCCACCAACUCCAGGACUUGUGCUUUCUGCAACAAGGUUGGCAGUCAUCCAUUUGAACUUAGUGUCCCCAUGGCCACACUCAUAACCGUGUCUGGUUUAGGCAUAUGCUGGAGUUUGGUACAUGAUCAAGUGUCAAUGACUCAGGUGCUUAGUUAGGUCUGAGUGUGCGUUCGAGUGACGUCCU